GUGGGUGCGAUCAGCACAGCAUUUGCUUUUUCCUACAAUAAGCAACAAUACAAGUAUAUUUCCAAUUUAGUAUAUGUUAAGCGCUCGUGAUAUACAAACUGAAACUGCAUAGAAAUAAAAUAUUUCCGCGGUGAUCUAAAGUGGAGAUCAAAGUGAUUGGAAAAAGAAUUGUUUGUUCAUAACUUGCUUUAAAUACACUACACGAAAUGACUGUUGACGAAAAGGAAUUUGUAAAAGUGAUUGUUAAAGAAGAGCCUAUAAUUAAAACAAUCGAACUAAAGGAUAUUGGCUUCCUCGAACAACAACCGGUGAUCGUGAAUUGCCCCGCCUGCGAAGCUGAAGCGUUAAGUAUUGUGCGUUUGGAGGCCGUUACUUGUCUGCAACGAUUUCUCAGUGCUACGAAGUUGUGUAAAAAUUGGCAACGCCGCACGGAUAUAAAUCAUUAUUGUAGCAAAUGUGGCUGCUACAUUGGCCGUUUUGUGCCGAUCAAUUGCAGCGAACGUUGCAUAUCGCGCAGCGCACGUAAAAUGGCUGCAAAUGAUAGUAUGUCAUUGAAGACGCCGCCACAGGAUUGUGCGGCGCAAGUGCAAAAGAAGCGUGAAGAAGUGAAAGCGAAACGUGCGGCAGCAAAGGCAGAGAAGGAAGUCGCCAAAACACAGGGCGCCACAGUGGUCGAGCAAGCGAAGGCGAAAUGAUGACCAAACAGGAAAUUUUGACUAGAGCUGGUUGGGCGAUAGUAUGUGGGUCAGCGGAUUAGUUAGAAUUAAUUCUAUAAUUUAUAUAAUUAUUUUUAAUUUAUUAUAACUUGAUUGAGAAAAAUAGAUAUAGCAAUUUGAGUUAUAGUGCUGACGUCAUAAUAGCUAUAAUUGGUAAAAACUGGUAAUGGACAUCAUAAUGUUUAUUGUUUACUUACUAUGAGUGUGUUGCUUGAGUAAAACAUUUUUUUAACCUUUAAAAACUCUUUUAACUUUUAUUUCAAAUUAUACAAGACCAUACAACAAGAUAAUAAAAGAGGUUUAGUUCCUAACUUUAAUAUUUUUAUCUUAAAGCAUACAUAUAUUUCAUAAAGUCCAAGAAAAUGCAUUAUCUAUGAAAUUUUCACAUAAAUCACCUCGAAUGAUUCGUUCAAUAUUGUUUUUCAAUUUUUAUGGUCGCAAAUGAUGGCAAAUUUAGCACGGACAGACAAAAAAAGAUCAGAAUUUUCACGUAUUUUAAUAAAAUUUCAAUACAAGCAA
Messenger RNA from Bactrocera oleae (olive fruit fly), 1235 nucleotides. RefSeq lists its product as uncharacterized. Lineage: Eukaryota; Metazoa; Arthropoda; Insecta; Diptera; Tephritidae. The record is from RefSeq and is a predicted model, not a curated record.